This is a messenger RNA of Ostreobium quekettii, 360 nucleotides long. NCBI's taxonomy places the organism in Eukaryota, Viridiplantae, Chlorophyta, Ulvophyceae, Bryopsidales, Ostreobiaceae. The record is from the annotation of a GenBank genome assembly.
AUGCUAUCUGGUCUCAAAGACGUGGCCCCUGUCGAUGUGGCUUGGGACGCCCCAACCCUGGAAGGGGCUGCUUCAAAAGGCGGGAAUGUGGCAACGUGCAGCUGCAGAGAAAUGGGCCAGAAUGCUUCAGUGGAGGGGCAGUCUGGGUGUCAAGCAUACGUGUUUGGACCAAGUGCUGCAGUAUGGAUAGAAACACCAAAGGAAUGGCUCCAUUCAUUUCAUUCUUUAUGUGGAGAAUUGAAUCUUAGAGGAACGGAGAGCUGCAGGGGAGAGCUGCAGGGAAGGGUGCGUUCGCCGUUUGCAGUUGAGUGGAGACAUGGCAGCCUUGGAAUCGUUCCUGUGCUUAAGCUGCGGAAGUAG